Marmota flaviventris (yellow-bellied marmot) is the source of this 7597-nucleotide messenger RNA. Lineage: Eukaryota; Metazoa; Chordata; Mammalia; Rodentia; Sciuridae. The record is from RefSeq and is a predicted model, not a curated record.
CCAGCCCCGGCGAGCGGCCGCCACCUGCCCGGCGCCUCCUCUACCCGCCCCACCGCGGCCCAACUUGGAUGGAGUUGGGGUCUUGAGCACCUGCCCCCGCCGCCGCCAGCGGAGAGCCCCGCGCCGCCUCCUUCGGUCUGGGACCUCUUCUCCGCUCCUCUCUGCUCCCGCGAUGGGAAAAGUUGGCGCCGGCGGCAGCUCCGCAGCCCGGCUGAGUGCGCUUCUCGCCGGAGCGGGGCUUUUGGUCCUCUGCGCCCCGGGCGCCUGCAGCAGCGGUUCUUGCUGCCCCCCACAGCACCCCAACUCGGCUGGACGCUGGACCACGACCCCAGGGGGCUUUUUCCACCAAGGACCGUCAGGCAGGGCUCCUGCCACGCCCCUGCCGCUUCUUGUGCGCCCCCUGUUUGCAGUGGCCCCCGGGGACCGAGCGCUAUCCCUGGAGCGGGCCCGGGGCACCGGGGCGUCGGUGUCGGUUGCCGCACGCUCCAGCCGAAGGAGACGAAGUGGAGCGGUUCAGGAGAAGGCAGAAAGGGUAGAGGGCUCCAGUAGGAGCCCCCGGGGAGUACUGAGGGAUGGAGGGCAGCCAGAGCUUGGGACUCCGGAGCGGGACCUGGACAAAGCCACCCGCUUCCGAAUGGAGGAGCUGAGACUGACCAGCACCACGUUUGCACUGACAGGAGACUCCGCACACAACCAAGCCAUGGUCCAUUGGUCCGGCCACAACAGCAGCGUGAUUCUCAUUUUGACAAAGCUCUAUGACUAUAACCUGGGGAGCAUCACAGAGAGCUCACUUUGGAGGUCAACUGAUUAUGGGACAACCUAUGAGAAGCUGAAUGAUAAAGUGGGUUUGAAGACAAUCUUGAGCUACCUUUAUGUGUGUCCUACCAACAAGCGUAAGAUUAUGUUACUCACAGACCCGGAGAUUGAGAGCAGUUUAUUGAUCAGCUCAGAUGAAGGGGCAACGUAUCAAAAGUACCGGCUGAACUUUUACAUCCAGAGCUUGCUUUUCCACCCGAAGCAAGAAGACUGGAUUCUGGCAUACAGUCAAGACCAAAAGUUAUACAGCUCUGCCGAGUUUGGAAGAAGAUGGCAGCUUAUCCAAGAAGGGGUGGUACCAAAUCGGUUCUACUGGUCUGUGAUGGGGUCGAACAAGGAACCAGACCUGGUGCAUCUCGAGGCCAGAACUGUGGAUGGUCAUUCACAAUACCUUACUUGCCGAAUGCAGAACUGCACAGAAACCAACAGAAAUAAACCUUUCCCAGGCUACAUUGACCCAGACUCUUUGAUUGUCCAGGAUGAUUAUGUGUUUGUUCAGCUGACGUCAGGAGGAAGACCACAUUACUACGUGUCCUACCGGAGGAAUGCGUUUGCCCAAAUGAAGCUUCCGAAAUACGCUUUGCCCAAGGAUAUGCAUGUCAUUAGCACAGAUGAGAACCAAGUGUUUGCAGCAGUCCAAGAAUGGAACCAGAAUGAUACCUACAACCUCUACAUCUCAGACACCCGCGGUGUCUACUUCACAUUGGCCUUGGAGAAUGUCCAGAGCAGCAAAGGUCCUGAGGGUAACGUCAUGAUUGACCUCUAUGAGGUAGCAGGGAUAAAGGGAAUGUUCUUGGCUAACAAGAAGAUUGACAACCAAGUGAAGACCUUCAUCACAUACAACAAAGGCAGAGACUGGCGUUUGCUGCAGGCACCAGACACAGAUCUCAGAGGGGACCCUGUGCACUGCUUGCUGCCCUAUUGCUCACUACACCUUCACCUGAAAGUCUCUGAGAAUCCCUACACAUCAGGAAUCAUUGCCAGCAGAGACACAGCUCCAAGCAUCAUUGUUGCUUCAGGUAAUAUAGGUUCUGAACUGUCAGACAGCGACAUCAGUAUGUUUGUCUCUUCAGAUGCAGGGAACACUUGGAGGCAGAUCUUUGAAGAAGAGCACAGUGUUUUGUACCUAGAUCAAGGUGGAGUCCUGGUGGCCAUGAAACACACUUCUCUUCCAAUUCGACAUCUUUGGUUGAGUUUUGAUGAAGGGAGAUCUUGGAGCAAAUACAGUUUCACUUCUAUUCCACUUUUUGUGGAUGGGGUUCUGGGUGAACCUGGAGAAGAAACACUAAUUAUGACAGUGUUUGGACACUUCAGCCACCGCUCUGAAUGGCAGCUGGUUAAAGUGGACUACAAGUCCAUUUUCGACAGACGGUGUGCCGAGGAGGACUACAGGCCUUGGCAGCUACACAGCCAGGGGGAAGCAUGCAUCAUGGGAGCCAAGAGGAUAUACAAGAAGCGAAAAUCCGAGCGGAAGUGUAUGCAAGGAAAAUACGCAGGAGCUAUGGAAUCUGAACCUUGUGUUUGCACAGAAGCUGAUUUUGACUGUGACUAUGGCUAUGAGCGACACAGCAACGGGCAGUGCCUGCCAGCAUUUUGGUUCAAUCCAUCCUCUCUCUCAAAGGACUGCAGCAUUGGACAGAGCUACCUCAAUAGUACUGGGUAUAGAAAGGUGGUUUCCAAUAACUGCACUGAUGGCGUGCGAGAACAGUACACGGCCAAACCACAGAAGUGUCCAGGGAAGGCCCCUCGUGGGCUCCGGAUCGUCACUGCAGAUGGAAAGCUGACAGCAGAACAGGGGCACAAUGUCACUCUCAUGGUGCAGCUGGAAGAGGGUGAUGUCCAGCGGACACUCAUCCAAGUGGACUUUGGUGAUGGCAUUGCAGUGUCUUACGUCAAUCUCAGCUCCAUGGAAGAUGGGAUCAAACACGUCUAUCAGAACGUGGGCAUUUUCCGAGUGACCGUGCAGGUGGACAACAGUCUGGGGUCUGACAGCGCCGUCCUGUACUUACAUGUAACUUGUCCCUUGGAGCAUGUGCACCUAUCUCUUCCCUUUGUCACCACAAAGAACAAGGAGGUCAAUGCAACUGCGGUGCUGUGGCCCAGCCAAGUGGGCACCCUCACUUAUGUGUGGUGGUAUGGAAACAACACGGAGCCCUUGAUCACCUUGGAGGGAAGCAUAUCAUUCAAAUUUACUUCAGAAGGAAUGAACACCAUCACAGUGCAGGUCUCCGCUGGAAAUGCCAUCCUGCAGGACACAAAGACCAUUGCAGUGUACGAGGAAUUCCGCUCUCUUCGCUUGUCCUUUUCUCCAAACCUGGAUGACUACAACCCGGACAUUCCUGAGUGGAGGAGGGACAUCAGCAGAGUCAUCAAAAAGUCCCUGGUGGAAGCCACAGGAAUUCCAAGCCAGCACAUCCUGGUGGCAGUACUGCCUGGUUUACCCACCACUGCCGAGCUCUUUGUCUUGCCUUACCAGGAUCCAACAGGAGAAAACAAAAGGUCACUGGAGGAUCUGGAGCAGAUAUCAGAAGUACUGAUCCAUAAGCUCAACCAAAAUUCAGUGCACUUUGAAUUGAAGCCUGGGGUCCAAGUUCUGGUCCAUGCAGCUCACCUAACAGCAGCCCCACUGGUGGACCUCACUCCAACCCACAGUGGAUCCGCCAUGUUGAUGCUGCUCUCGGUGGUGUUUGUGGGGCUGGCCGUGUUCGUCAUCUACAAGUUUAAAAGGAAGAUCCCGGGGAUUAAUGUUUAUGCCCAGAUGCAGAAUGAAAAAGAACAAGAGAUGAUCAGUCCAGUCAGUCACACUGAAAACAGGCCCAAUAUCCCUCAGACUGAACUAAGAAGGCCUGGCCAGCUUAGAGAUGAGAAGGUGGAAUCACAGCUCGUAGGAGAGUAGCUUUACCCUCCCCUCCCUCCCCUUCUACUCAACCUGGUGACUCAUCUCUCCGAUUGCAAAGAGCAAGACACGCCACUCCACCUUCAACGCCAAAGCGGGGAUCUGCUGGGGCACAAUUUGCAAUUUAAGGAAAAACCCCAAAGGCUACAGGCGACCUGCUGAUCAGGAAAGAAUUUCGCUCUUGUCCAGCGCAUCAUCCUUCAUGACCACUAACUUUAUGUUUCUUUUCUUUCCUCUGUUGUUCUGUUUCCUAUUUUUGCCAGGAAGUAUUUCCAUAGUUGCUGAGAAUCAAAGCACAAAAGAAAUCCCUACCUAUGUAAAUGUUUGAAUGGAGGACGCCAGUAAAAAAACAAAAACAAAAAAACAAAAACAAAAAAAAAUCAAAACAAAAAAUAAAAAUAAAAACAGUCAAAAUCCAAACAAACAAAAAACAAACACUCACUGCACCGGGACUUUUAAUUCUUCUGACACAGACAACAAGGGUUUUUAGCUUUAAGCCUGUGCAUGUGGACAAUACCUUGAGGACAUGUCUGGAGGGGCAGUGUACAGGUGCUCUAUUUUAAUGGAAAACACUCCCCUCCCCUUUUCUUCUCUUUUUUCUGAUCGGUCGUGUUUGUAGAAAAUUCAUAACAUAUAUAGGCCAAGGAAAUCUGCAUGUAUUUUUGGAAAUAUUCUUGGCUCUAGAUUUAACAGCUAUUUUAGCACUCCUGGCCGAGGGGUGGAUUAGCCAUCCCUGGCCUUUUCAUAAGACACAAAGACAUGCACAGGGAAACCCUGAGCCGUUUCUCUGUCCCACUGUCCUUACUGUCGUUUGCCCCUUCUAAGUUAGCGGUGGUAGCUUUGUUGGUCAGCAGAGGCCACAAGGCUGCUUUCUCUCUAUUCUCUGUGGCCACAGGGACAAAGAUGCAAGUUGAAGAUCGUGUGUGCAGGUACACUAGGACAAAAAGAGGGGCAGGGAAGCAAAGCACGUCAGAAACGGACCUUUGUUUCUUGUUCAGCUUUUCUCCUUGCAGCUUUCCCUACUCCCGUCCCAACUGAAGUAGAAGAUGGAAUUUUUUUCUAGUAAUUACCCUCUGUCUUGCCUUCCCAUUUGUUUGCCAUCCCUGUGUACCCAUGAUCCGUCCAUGUCUUUGAAUCCCUUCCUUUCAAUCCCCAAGUUAUCCUUCAACUGUUCCUACUUUUUCUUCACAAACACAUUGCUAGAUUUUGGACAUCACCCCUGGUGUCUCCUAAAUACUGGCCUAGGCUCUGCCAACCCUGACCCCACCACUUGCAAGUUUCAGAUCUCUGUUUGUUUUGUACACUCCCAAGCAUGCCAGCUUCUGUGCCCACUGCUCCGGCUGCAUCCUGCCCAGCAGGGUUCAGUUUCAUGUACCCUUUGUCUCUUCCUCUAGAACCUGCCUUUUCCAAAUAUCCUUGCCUUUUCCCACCUGGAAACAUGUAAUGUGAAAGAGUUGAUAUAUGCAAAGCAGUCAAACCUGGCCAUAUUCUUUGGAAAAGAAAGUACACAACUGGGCAGUGGUGUUCUUGCACAUUAACAAACAUCUCGUGCGUUCAGAUUCUGGAAGCUUCUUGUGAGAAAUGUUUUGGACAUGUGACUGUAUUGCAGGGUAAUGUCUUCCUGUGAUAGUUGCUGUUACCACAUACUUCCUUUCUCACAACAGAAUAAAAAUACUUGUGAAAUAAACACUGAUUUAACCAGAAGGAGAAGCAGGUUAAUGGACUUAAUGUUUGAGAAUGUCAAAAAGUCUGAGAAAAUAGGUCUUAUCUUACAUUAGGAUGAGAUUUUGAUUACUUAGGGUGAUCCUGGUGAUUUCACGUGUGCUGUCUCAUCUUUUGAGUAUCACGGUAUCAGUAAAGGAAAAAUAAGUCAGUAUACAGGGGAGGAGUUAGCCCUCCAACAAAGCAAAAGAAAUCCUCACAGUCCUUAAAUCCUGAAAGCGUGAAGAUAUCCCCAGUUUUCCCAGGGUGAUCAUGAAAGAAGGACCAGAGAAGGGAACAAAAGUCCAUCCACUCCUGGAGCCCCCUCAGUACUUGAACUGGACAAAGCCCAUUUGAAGGGUGGGAGAAAUCAUUAUGAUAAACCACCCAGAGAACCUACUGUCCUUCUUGGCUGAGUCCCCAAGCCACCAACAGGGUAUAACAGGGUCCUGUGAUGAUGAGGAUAUCCUAAAGAUCCCAAUGACUCCUGCCCUAAUGUAGCUUAGGCAGGGCGAGAGUAGCAAAGUUGCUGCCAGAAGUUAACCGUGUAAAAGGUGUCAUGGUUGAGGAGGCCCCAUGUGAAUCUGGGCAAUGGGCUGUGCCUGGGGCGGCCACCUUUUUGUAAAACUUUGAUUGAUUCCCAAUCUGCCAGGCUUCCUAUCUCAUAGAAAACAUCCUCAUUGAUUCUCUUCAGUUGGAGCCUCCCAAAUUUCAUCUGGAAGACCGAGUGUUUAGAAACCAAAAGAGGCUCACUCACACCAGCACAGGGAGUCCUCAGAGUUGCAGUUCAAUUCAUUUUAAUUAGAAAAUUGUGAAAAGGGAUAUAUACUCUUAAUCUAGCACAGUGCCUUGCCUAGAGUAGUAUUGUGAAAAUUAUUUGUCAGUGAAAUAAAUGAGUGCAAAGACAUAGGGAAGAAGGGACCCUAAGUCCUAAUUUAAAAUAGAGGCAGACAUGAGAUGCUUGGCAUUUUGGAGAGUGACCAAAGGUGGCCAGCUAUAGAUUCAGCAUCUCCAGUGUCCUCAUGUGCCUCUCCUCAAAGCUCCCUCCCACCUGUAGGUGAUUAGUGAGGCAAGGUACUGCUCAGAGGGGACCUCAUUGUUCCUAUGACUGUGGCUCGUGGUUCUCAAAGUGUGGUACUCAGGCUAGCAGUAUCAGCAUCACCUGUAACUUGUUAGAAAUGCAAAUUCUGGGUCUAUACCCCAGAGCUACUGAGUCAGAAACUCUAGGGGAUGAAUAGUGUUGCUCUCUCUUUCUGGAUGGGAGUAGUCCCACCAAUCAGUCCAACAAGCCAUCCAGGUGAUCAUGAUGCAUGCUCAAGUUGGAGAACCACCAGAACAGGCCAUUCCAGCUCAAGCCCAAAGACAAGGCAAUGAUGUUAGCCUACAAAUGGGAGGGACCCAAGUGCCUACCUACUGGCUAAUAGCAGGUGCAAACACAAUGAGGAGUUUGGUGGGCUAAGGCCAGAGGAGUGUGGGGAGGGAUGUGUGUGGAAGGUGAGAUUCAGGGCAAGCUAAAAAUACAACACUGCAACAUUUUCUAAAACCCCAGAAGGCAAACUGUGCAUGCUCUACCCUGAACUACCCAACCAACAUUUUCUCUCUUGCCUUAUUCCUAAUUGGAUCCACUAUCCAAAAUGCAGAGGUUCGCUUUGCUUUUUUUUCAGAAGUUCCAAACAGCAACUUUGAGAGGAAUGGGGUGCUUGGCAGCUGUUCUGUGUUUUCCAGGAUUCCAACUGAGCAUUGAAAUCCCUCAUUUGCCAACUUAUUUUUAUAGGAAGCCAAUUUAAAAAAAAAAAAAUGAAAGUUUUCUUAUAGUAUUGGAACUACUUCUAAUUUUAAAAUGACUUUUUUGAUGUAUUUUUUUGUUAAAUACUAUGUAGUGUAAUGUAUAAUUGCUCUUGUUUAUUGCUUUUACAAUCAUAUUUAUUAAACAGAUAAUGUCUCUAAAGUCUUUGCCUUGAGAUGUUUAUUUUUACCCCCAAACUCGGUAUUUAGUCAAAAAGUGAUGCAUUUACAAGAUUUCAUAACGGCUAAUUACAAGACAAUAUCGUUAACACCACAGGCUCAAGGUUUUAUUUUUUAAUUUUUUUAAACUAACAAAGCAGAAUAUAUUUUCCAAUCUAAAGUGUACCUAUAUUUCAGUUGACUGUACAAUACCUGUCACUUCAUUACAUUAUUCCAUUU